Molecule: messenger RNA, 2771 nt
Organism: Corticium candelabrum
Lineage: Eukaryota; Metazoa; Porifera; Homoscleromorpha; Homosclerophorida; Plakinidae
Product: protein zyg-11 homolog
Exons: 2
Coding region: 87-2621 (844 amino acids)
Cellular component (GO): Cul2-RING ubiquitin ligase complex
Source: RefSeq, a predicted model, not a curated record
CCACGUGUCUUCUCGAGACUCCGUCGUUUUACGGCUCAGCGCUUCGCUUGUGACGAGUAUCGAUCCGUGGUUCAUUAACCAAGUGAAUGCAUCAUCAUCACCACCACCACCAUCACCACCACCAUCAUCAGCACAUGCAUCAUCAGAACGUGCCACAGUACAAGCCUGUUCCAUCUCUACUCGAUUCGACUGUUCGCAAGCUCUGCAGUCGGGACGAAAUCGAAUUUGGGCGUGACUUGCCUCUCGAUUUCUACUUCGCUCCUCUGUUAGAGCGAUGCCUUCAACAGGCCAACGCGUCGUCCGUCUUCUUGCCCCCGCGUGUAGCCGACAAGCUACUGAAACGCUUGUCGAAUGAGAACCUGCUGUCGUCAAAUCUCUUCGUUUUGUUGCUGCAAGGAGAACGACCGGUUGCGCAUCCGUCCGCUUUGCCUCUCGGCGGCAGUAUUGUGACGUCUGAUGAUUUGAGGCAUGUCCGAUCCUUGACGGGUGUGACCGAGGUCGAUCUGUCCUUUACGCGCAAUCUUGGAGCCACUUGGUAUGACGUCUUGUUUGCAUGUAAAGACACUGUCAGGUCUCUGAAGAUGUGCCACGCUAGUGGAGUGACCGACUUUGCUCGAAUCGCUGAUUUCCCAAAGCUCGUGCAUCUUGACUUGAGCUUCACGUCCUUGACGACUGAUGAUGCUUUGUCUAUUUGCAUGGCUCUUGCUGGUCUCCAAUACCUUGACAUAUCGGGGACUGAAGUGAAUCUCUAUGGUGUGCUACCUCAACUGAAGCAGUUGGUUGGAAUUCGAUAUCUUGGUUUGCACCAGCUGGUGAUUCCUCCAUUUCCUGAAAUGUCUACCGAGGUUCCGUUGAGUUCAAUUGAUAUAUUGAAUCGAGUUGCAAGUACAUUUGGCUCUUUGACCGAGCUUCAACAUCUUGAUAUCUCGUGGAUGAAAUAUCAGAAUUAUAGUGAAGGGUGGAUGAUCGAUGCGAAGGAGUUUCUUCAUUGUAUUUUGAGUAGCCAGAAAUCACUGAAGAGCCUGGAAAUUGCAAAAAUGCAUCUCUCAUUGAGUGAUGUUGUGCAGGAGCUGAAGGAUUGUGAUCUUUAUCAUCAGAUGGAAUUCUUAGGUUUCCUUGAUGAUCAUCGAGUUAUGGUCGAAUCGGCGGAUAUCGUACAAAAAGUCAGCAAUGACAUGGAGCUUGUUAUAUUUGAUAGCAAAGCUGGUACUUCUCGGCAAGUCAUGAAGCCAGAAUACCUUCGACGACCUCUCACUGUCUUAGCUAAUGUGGCUAACGUGUUGCCCGACAUAACAAAUUCUUCAUCAAAACUGACUGAUCUGGUUAGGUACGUAUUACAAGCUUUGCGAAUGUAUGGUGAUCGAGUUGAUGUCAUGGCUGAUGUACUCAAAUCAUUGCCACAGGCUGUUAUGUCAGCUCGUGCAUUAGCUGAUGAUGUCAUUGUAGCCCUUAUUGAUCUUCUUCUUUAUUUGGCUAUAAGACAUCCAGAAGAGGCCAGUCUUCCUCGAUGUCUCUAUUAUGUGCUUAACGUGCAGACACGCCAUGUUGUCAAGAACAAGGUGCUUCUGAGUCGACUGAUGGCAUUCAUAUUACAGUCAUCGGACAAUGCACAACUAGAUGACUCAAAUCAGGUUAAACUUCUUAGUCAGUCAUAUGAGGUCAUCAACAUUGUUCUCUACCAUCUUACGCCAGAACAGCGAGUGUGGCUGGCUUGUGACAUGGGUCUCAUUGAUAGCUGUUUGAAGCUUGCUCGUCGCUGGUAUCAAAGGGGAGAUUUUCAUGAGUCUGCUGUGUACGGCCUUGGUGCUGUGUGGAACAUUUGUGAUGAUCUUCCUCAGAACUGUCGUCAUGUUGUGAAUUUUGAAGAAUUUGAUGUGGUUGACUUUCUUGUUGAUUUCGGAAACACUUUUAUAAACAAGGAAGAUGCAGUCACUUCUGUUAUCGGGCCUUUAGGUAACAUUGCUGAAGUGACAGAGCUCAGGAAUAAUCUCCGCAAACCCAAAUUGAUUAGCUUUCUUGCUAAGACCUUGAAAAUUGAUUCCAUGGGAGAUGUUAUAUGUUUAACAUCAUCUCGACUUAUUUGUAAUUUGUCAAUGGAUGAAGGUGCUGUUUGGCCUGUAGAAGGAAUUGUUCGCCAACAGUUGCUGACAGCAAUGUACCACGCUAUGAAGCAAUUGUCUAUUCAGCCUAAUAUGCAUCGAUUGAUAAGCUAUCGAUCUUUAGCUCCUCUUUUGGAUUUGGCAAGAUGCACACAUUCCCCUGAAGUAAUGUACUUUGGUGUGUGGCGACUGGCAAGUUUGUGCAUUGAACAUACUCGCUAUGCUAAUAUGCUACAAAAUGAGGGUGGACUGGAACUGCUGUCUGCUUUAGAAGUUCCUGCAGGAUUUGAAGACGAUUUCAAACCCUUGGUUGAUACAAUUCAAGAGAAAUGCACAAAUGCAAAGUCUGCACCUCCCAUGUUUCAGAUGCCUCCAGGCAUGCCACCAAUCCCAGGUGGCAUUCCUCCAGAGCUUUUAGCUGGCAUGCCUCCAGAGUUGGCCAAUUUGGCAGGCUUUGACCUUGCAAACUUCCAUGCUCAUGGCAUGUUGAAUGAUUCGGAUGAUGACGAUGAUGAUGUCUAAGAAACAUUGUGUGCUGCAUGUUCUUGAAGUUAUGAUGUGGAAAUGUUAGUGUUUUGCAGUUGAUUAUGCUUAUAGAGUUGUAAUCGGAUGGUUGUACUUUUUCAUUAUGGGAGUAAGCAAUAAAGUAUCAGCAUUUUUGUUAUGAUUAUA